This is a messenger RNA of Pangasianodon hypophthalmus (striped catfish), 6223 nucleotides long. Its product is annotated as phospholipase B1, membrane-associated. Gene Ontology annotation, biological process: phospholipid metabolic process. Bases 54 to 3359 code for a protein of 1101 amino acids. The record is from RefSeq and is a predicted model, not a curated record. Gene Ontology annotation, molecular function: glycerophospholipase activity. Lineage: Eukaryota; Metazoa; Chordata; Actinopteri; Siluriformes; Pangasiidae. The transcript has 43 exons.
GUGUGUGUGAGAAUCUUUCUCUCACAAAGUCUCCAGAGUUUCGAGAGGCUAGUAUGAAGAUGAUGGAUACCUGUUGGAUGUUCUUUCUCCUGUCCUUAAUCUCAGGUUGGUCAGUGUUUGGCCGCAUUUUACCUCAGAUUAUUGAGGAACCCAAUGAGAGAAUCUCCUGGCCUUGUUCUGACACUCCUGUUGGCACACACAAACCUUCCUCAGUGCAUUCACUGAGGCCUGCAGACAUCACAGUCUUCUCUGCUGUUGGUCUCCCACAUACACCGAGCAGUGUAAUGUCAUCAGUUAUAAGCAGCCUUCACGAUGUGUUGUCCAUGUUCAGUCCUGAGUUUACCAGUGUGUCACCCAAUGGAUUUAACUCUGCACAAUCCAGUGGUCUGGUGAAUCAGGCUGAACAAGCAGUUUACCUUCUGAACACUCAAAAGCCCUACAUAUCAGAGUCUGGCUGGAAGCUGGUGAUUAUCUUCGUGUCAACUGAUCGACGGUGUAUGUGUGCUGAGCAGGUCACCACUGUGGUUCAGGAAGUGGAUUCUGCACUACAAGUGCUCCACUCUCAGCUGAAAAAGGCCAUAGUCAGUGUUGUGCUCCAGGAUGCUGAACCUAACAGCAGACACAGCGGAAUGUGUUCUUGUCCGCCAAUAGACUCAGUUGAAGAGCUGCGCUUGACAGGUGCAAUUUAUUCACACGCACUUUUGGAAGAUUUAAAAGAGACACUAAAAGAGAAAGACUGGUACAGCAGAGAUGAUUUCACUGUGCAGCUUCAGGAUGUUCCUCUGUUUUCAGAUGUCAUUUCUACCAUUUACAAAUGGACCUCAGAGGAGAAAGUGAAUGACCAUCAGGCACACACGCUCUUUCUGCAGCUCUGGGAAAACCUUCUCCAGCCAAACACCAAGCAGGAAAAUGUGAACAACCGUGUUGUGCCUACAAUUCGAUGCCCUACUGAGCAUCAACCGUUUCUCAGAACAGCGAAGAAUUCUCCAUCCGAAAUGAGUCCAUCAUCCAGAGGAGCUGCUCCAGCUGUUGAUGCUGUAUUGGGCACUGAGAUGCAUUGUGAAGAUCUGAGUCCCUCCAACACUAUCCCCACCUCAGUGCAUGGAGUGAGGCCGGCUGAUAUCCAAGUUGUGGGAGCAGUUGGUGAUUCUCUAACGGCAGGGAAUGGUAUUGCGUCUACAUACCUGGUGGGCGUGCUGAUACAGUACAGAGGAUUAUCAUGGAGUAUUGGAGGAGACAACAACCUGUCUACAGUCACUACACUUCCCAACAUCCUACGUGAAUUUAAUCCGGAGCUUACAGGAUUUUCGGUUGAAACGGGGAAACAGAACAGCAAACAGGCUUUCCUCAACCAGGCUGUGGCAGGAGCCAAGAGCUCUGACCUGCUGAGGCAAGCUGAACUGCUCGUCAACAGGAUGAAAACCGAUGAUCGUAUCAAUUUCUAUUCAGACUGGAAGGUGAUCACCAUGUUCAUCGGAGGCAAUGAUUUCUGUGACUCCUGCCACAAUCCACCGCAUUAUUCUCCGGAAAACUUUGUGAAACGUAUCCAGGUAGCACUGGACUUCCUCCACUCUGAGGUUCCUCGUGCUAUCGUUAAUCUGGUGGAGCCUCUUCACAUCACCCCACUGAGAGCCAUGCACCAGGACUCCACUCUCGGCUGCCCCACGUGGCUUGUGCGCAUCCUCUGUUCCUGUGUAGUUUCACCAGAAGAUGGAUCAGAAGCUUUGCAGGACCUGGAAGAUCUGAACAGAGCGUAUCAGAGAGUGCUGAGAGAUUUGGUGGAGUCUGGCCGUUAUGACACACAUUCAAACUUCACUGUGGUGCUGCAGCCUUUCCUUAGGGAUAUAGCAGUGCCAAUGCUGGAUGGACAUCCUGAUCGUUCAUUUUUCUCUCCUGAUUGUUUCCACCUCAGUCAGAAGGCUCACACUCUCAUGGCUCGUGCUCUGUGGAACAGCAUGCUGGAGGAACUCGGGAAUAAAACCUGCAAACAGGACUUCUCUCAAGUUCUCCAGGCUAAAUGUCCAUCAAAGACUUUACCCUUUCUUCAUACCUUUGAGAACAGCAAUUACACGUAUAAAAGCCCGCUGCCACCCCCACCUCCAAUUUCAAACUGGGGUAGUGAUUUCUCAUGCACAGACACCAAGCCAUCGAUCAACAUCCCUAACUCAGUUCAUCACCUGCGGCCUGCAGAUAUCAAGGUGAUCGCCGCACUCGGAGACUCUGUUACUGCUGCGCUCGGUACAAAAUCAAAGAACUACACUCAGUUUCCUACAGAAUACAAGGGAGUGUCAUGGAGUAUUGGGGGUGAUCAUUCAUUGGACACUACUACAACACUGCCAAAUAUCCUGAGACAGUUUAACCCAUCUCUACAGGGCUUCUCUGUUGGAGACGGCGUGUCAGCACAGGACGGCUUCAACAUGGCCGUGUCUGGAGCCACAGCCUCUGAUCUUGUAGCUCAGGUCAACAGACUUAUUCAGGCCUUAAAAUCCAGUGAGAAUGUAGAUUUCGAAAUGGACUGGAAGCUGAUUACUGUGCUUAUUGGCGUCAAUGAUUUAUGCCAGUAUUGUAUGGACCAGAACAACCUGUCACCACAGAACUACAGUCAGCACCUCAUGAAGGCUCUGGAUCUGCUGUAUGAAGAGGUACCUCGUGUUCUAGUGAAUGUUCUCACAGUUCCAGAAAUCGAGGUCUUGAGGCUGGUCAAGAAGAGUUCAUUAGGCUGCAGUUUUUUCCCCAGAGAUGUUUGUCCAUGCCUCAUGACCCCAGCUGACAACUCAUCAGAGCUGAUAGAGCUAAAGCUCAUUAAUCAAGAAUAUCAGACUGAGGUGGAACAGUUAAUAUCUGGGGAACGUUACAAUGGCCGUGAAGAUUUCACUGUUGUCCUUCAGCCUUAUCUUCAAAAUACAACCAUUCCUUUAGAUAAAGAUGGAAAUCCUGAUCUCAGUUACUUUACAUUAGACUGCUUCCAUUUCAGUGAGCGGGCACAAGCUGAGAUGGCCAUUUCCCUUUGGAAUAACAUGUUGGAGCCAGUGGGAAAUAAGCAGACCUUCAACAACUUUACAUACGAUCGCACAAAACUUAAGUGUCCAUCAGAGAAUCUCAGACCAUUCAUUUAUACCAAAAUGAACAGCCACCCCGAUUACUUGACAACUCCAGAGCCAACAUCUACAAGCACCCCAGUGCCCAGCACCCCGGCUCCCUGCCCCGACAGUGUACCUGUGUGGGUGCCAGCCAUAUUUGGGGUCACAGGUUUACUCAUUGGCUGGGUGGUCACGUGGCUAUUUAUGCGCCGGUGGAUUAAGAAGCAGAAGAGUGAAGACAAGGAAAAGGAAACAGAGAUGAAGAGAACUAGCUUUUAGCAGUGAGCUACAUUUACAGUGCUACUGACUUUGGAAAACACAUAUGCUUUUUUAGACUGCCGUACAUCCAUCAAACUAGAUGUGUAUGGUUAUGACAUGACUUUUAUAUAUCAGUGUGAAUCUACACACACAUAUACACAAGGCUGCAGUCCAUUCUGAAGUGAUCAUGACUGUCCCUUACCCCUGCGAAAUCUACACCCUCCACAGUGAGUGCUCUGAGAGAAGGGUCCCCCUUUUGUAAGGGUUGAAGGUAAUAGCCAUUUGGAGGGUUCUUUACAAUAAUGUGUCACCUAGCUACUGUUGUUAUCUAACUUUAGCUAGAAAGGUAUAAUGGUAGUCAAGUUUUAAAAGGACUAACACCUACUUACCGUUACUCAGAAUAAUUAUCUCAUUAGAAAUGCAUAGUUGCAAUUUAUUAUUAUAUAAAAAAAAAUUUAUUUUAUUAAGUUAGAGUGCAGUGAAAUUCUUUUCUUCACAUAUCCCAGUAAGCUGGGGUCCAAACAAGGUCAGCCGUGAACCAGCAGCCCUGGAGCGGAUAGUGUUAAGAGCCUUCCUGAAAAACAGCAGCAGCUUGCUGAGGCUUGAAUCCCUGAGUUUAUGUUCAGUAACCCAGAGCCUUAUCCACUGAGCCAGUAUUACUAAACAAUAUUUCACACGUUCAUACUCAGUACAGUUUUAGAAUCUUUAUCAUAUGAUUAUGAAUAUAAAGGCUUUGCAAUUUUAUGUAACUUAUGAGAAAUAUUCUAUACUGUAAUUCUCUAGAUCAUUGUAAAUGUUUUUUAUUUUAUUUAUAAAAUAUGAUAAUGUUUGUAUUAAACUGUAACUUAUCUUUAAUAUUACUGAUAAUAUGUCUAAAAUUGGCACUGAAAUACAAUAAUUAAGAAUAAUUCUAUUGCUCUUUAUUAUUAUUAUUAUUAUUAUUCCUGUGAAUCCCUCAACUGUAUCAUAUUUCUAUUAUUUCCAGUUGUCCAGAGAUGUUAUUAGAAAUAUGAAGUGCAAAUAGUAUACAUCUGUAGUGAAAGUGUAAGGCCUAGAAAGUGUAAUUUCCACUCCACCUUCUAUCAGGUUUAGGACUGUGUUUCCAUCAGGAUUCUUUAAAUUGUAAAAAUAAAUGUAAUUAAUAAAUGUGAACAGACUUGUCUAUGUGCUUUUGCUCCUGGAUUGAUCUCCAGCAUUUUUUAAUCAGCUGUGAGAGGCCUUGUGUAUGACAGUAAUGCCCAACUAAUAUUUACUACUGCCACCUGCUGUUCACUUCAUCUUUCUGGUAUUUUCUGACACCAUGAAUCAGGGGAGGUACUGUAUGAUAGGCAGCCAGUGCAAUGUCACAACUUUUACUACUUCACUGCCCUUGAAUUUGAAUCAGCUUUAUACAUGUAAGUACUAAGAAAGUCUGUUUUGAAUGGAAAAAUUAUAGGUUGGAAAUGAGUAACAAAUUUGACCAAAUAUAUAAUCAGAAGCAGCCAUCCCAAAUAAGUUAACUACUUUUUUAUUGGAGGGCAAGAAGCAGUCCCAUACAGGACAUGAAAGAAUUAAUAUGCAACAACGUAUUAAACAUGAGCAGCAGUGGCUCAUGAACAUACAUUUUUGUAACUUUUUCAACUAUGUCUGAUACAGCAAGUGUAAUUUCCAUGUACAAGAUGAACACAGUAGAACUAAUGUCAUUACCCACAGGUUUCACAGGUUUCAGCAAUAUCUCCAAUCCAACUACAUCUCAAAAUCCACACAAAAAAACUUGAAACUAGCUCAAAAAAUUCAGCACUGGAAAAGGGAGACACAGUUCUCUUCUGUUUUCACAGUCUUUAUGUAGAAAACAAGGUCAUUGUGGUUCACACACAUUUCUGAUGUAUGGAUAUUAUCCACUCUAUAAUCCAUCCUUUCCCUCUCCCAAUCUUUGCAGUAUGAUGUAUCUUACAAUAGACAUGGUUCUGUAUAUCAGAGAGACACACUGUCUGUACUUUAUUAGAUUUAAUUACGAAUAUUUGCUAUAAACAACGUUUUGUCUGAGUAUUUUAUCCUAGCUCAAUCUGUCUGCGGCUCCUCUCCCAAACAUGGGACAGUGUGAUUCCUGCCCCAAUGGGCGUCUAUUUGUGCUUGUUGCAGUUCCCAUCUCUGAGCACUAGGUGCUAUAAUAACUCUAAUAAAGCUAAGCUUUUGAGCUGUGGUUGUGGUGAAAAGUUUUACUGAGACCUAGCAAUACUGCACACCAGUGCACAUUGGCUUUCUUGAGUGCUAAUGUUUAAUGGCCAGCUGCUCCUAGUCUCAUAUACAGCUGAGAAAAUUAUAGAAAUGCAUGCUGUGGAUCUCUCAUAUACUCUCAUUUAAUAGUAUUUAAACACUAUAACUCAUACUGUAUAAUACUAUUAAAACUAAAUACACUGAUUUUCUAUACAACUUGACUACUCCUAGAACUGUAUAUGCAGUGUAUGCAAAAGUUUAGGCACCCCUGGCCAACAUUGGGGGUUCAAUUGCUGUGAAGCAAGCCAUGGCCAGAGUUCCACUUCUUCAGACUCAUUCUCACUGUCUCCUGUGAAUCUACAUGCACUCAUUUUCUCUGUCCUUCAACAAAAGAACAGUUUCCUCAAGGUUUGUGUGGCUUCUUUCUUCUAAAGAAACACAAUGUCUUGCACAGUCAUUUCAAAGCUCUAAUACUAAUCUGGUGCAGACAUGCCAGAAGAUUACUUUAUAGGUUAAUGUGGACUUGUCUGAACUGUAAGUCACAUGUGGGUUUGAUUGUGCUUGUUGAUUUUGCCACUGAGAGUCAUACAAGUUUGUCAUACACGGACAGCCUCAUUUAUUGAUGUGGUUUUUUCCCGCAAAGUUGAAAAGCACUUGUUUCUUUGCUGGUUCCAUAGCUACAAAACAUU